Messenger RNA from Daphnia carinata, 1706 nucleotides. RefSeq names its product glycoprotein-N-acetylgalactosamine 3-beta-galactosyltransferase 1-like. Lineage: Eukaryota; Metazoa; Arthropoda; Branchiopoda; Diplostraca; Daphniidae. The record is from RefSeq and is a predicted model, not a curated record. Gene Ontology annotation, cellular component: membrane. Gene Ontology annotation, molecular function: N-acetylgalactosaminide beta-1,3-galactosyltransferase activity.
UCGUUGAUCCUCGUUUUUUUUUGCUACAAAGUGUAGGUAGUAUCCAUGGAAAUUGGAAAAUUCAAGUGCCAGAAAAAUGACGUGCGUGCCAGACGCUGUGUGCACAGAGAGGCGUUCUGUUAUAACCCUUUCGUACGUAGCACAAGUGCAUACCACCUGCAUUUUGUUAUCGGAUUUCAACGGAAACAAAUGCGUGAAUUUCCUGUAGUGCAGUCCAUAUUUUAGACCUGCAAGUACACUUGUUUAGUAAUCCAAACCUGCAGUAAACCAGACCCCAUUCUUAUCGUUCGAGUAGUUAAAAGCUGUUUGCCACAUCAUGCAAGAAAGUCUGCGUAUUAAAUGCCGUAAAAAAUGCGUGACUCAGUACUGGAGUUGACUGAAAAGCAUAAACGCUGCUAUUCUGAGCCAGCACUUAGAUACUGUUUACCAUGCGUCGUUUUCUUCGGCAAUCUUCCGGAUCUCUCCUUUUUGGUGUUAUCUUCGGCUGCACUGUCAUCGCGUUCUUGAAUCAAUCAUUUAGCCUACGAUUACAUCAGAAAAAUGUCACCAAUGGUGAUAAGAAACAACAGCCAAAUACAAUCAAAGCUCACGCUGAAAAUGUCAUAGUGGAUAAAAAAGGAAAAGAUCUCCAUGAUAAAGUCCGUAUUCUAUGCUGGGUAAUGACGACUCCUGCCAAUCACGAAACUAAAGCUUUGGCCGUCAAAGAAACAUGGGGUCCUCGCUGCAACGUUUUACUGUUUAUGAGUUCGGCGAACGAUACGAAGCUUCCAGCGAUUGGGUUGCCAGUGGCAGAAGGUCGAGAGGGACUAUGGGGGAAAACCCGAGAAGCAUUUCGUCACGUGUGGGAACGUUAUCAAGAUAAAGUGGAUUGGUUUCUUAAGGCUGACGAUGACACGUAUGUUAUCGUAGAAAAUCUGCGUUAUUUUCUGUCGGGAUUUGACACGUCGAAACCCUUGUUUUUCGGCCACAAGUUUAAAGCGAUUGUUGACAAAGGUUACUUCAGUGGUGGAGCUGGUUAUGCCUUGAGCAAAGAAGCUACCAGAAGAUUCGUAACAAUAGGAUACCAUAACGAAUCACUUUGCCGGAAGGACCAAGGAGGAGCAGAAGAUGCAGAAAUGGGUACUUGCAUGAAAAAUUUGAAUGUUUCAGCGAUGGAUACGCGGGAUUCAAAAGGCAGAGGAAGAUUUUUCCCUUUGGCAGAUUCUCACUAUUUCCCUGGUGAAAUCCAUUCCGGCGACUAUUGGUACUGGGAUUACAUUUACUAUCCUCCCACACAGGGUCGUAAUUGCUGCUCAGAUAGCACUAUAUCCUUCCAUUACAUUGACCCGAGAACCAUGUACAUACUGGACCUUUUCUUCUAUCAAAUUCGUCCGUUUGGGCUGGUGGACAAUCGGCCUGCGAUUCCAGAACCACCACCAGAUGUAAAUCUCACUGGUCCUCGUUGGUUUGCUCCACCUAAACCAACAACACCGUCUCCCCCUACGACGAUCCCAACAUCAACGAAGAGUACUACAACUUUGAAACCCAACACAACAACAAGUCAAACAAGCGCUCCAAGUACCAAGAAGGUAGAGGCCCAGAAAACGGUUGAUUCAAAUAACACAAUGGUGAAUGCAAACACUACGAAGAAAAACUGACACGGCUAUGAAAUUAGUCAUUUUCAACGCUCUUCGAACCAUGACAAAGCAAAAUAGGUAUCAGUUUAA